This is a messenger RNA of Cyprinodon variegatus (sheepshead minnow), 4921 nucleotides long. It is a transcript of the gene rubcn, whose product is annotated as RUN domain and cysteine-rich domain containing, Beclin 1-interacting protein. Gene Ontology annotation, cellular component: early endosome; late endosome. The coding region runs from base 201 to 3104 and encodes 967 amino acids. Gene Ontology annotation, molecular function: phosphatidylinositol phosphate binding. The record is from RefSeq and is a predicted model, not a curated record. The transcript has 22 exons. Gene Ontology annotation, biological process: negative regulation of endocytosis; negative regulation of autophagosome maturation. NCBI's taxonomy places the organism in Eukaryota, Metazoa, Chordata, Actinopteri, Cyprinodontiformes, Cyprinodontidae.
CUGAUGCAGCAUCCGCUCACAAGAGCAGAUAUGCGGCCUGCCGUAUUUUGAUUGUAGGCUCUGGUCCAGCAGGCACCGCAGACAUGGCGGCUCACUCCCUCCAUCAACUUCUGCAUUUGUAAUUACAUUUUGUCAACAUUGCAGGAGUUAGCAGGGAAGCUGGCAGCUUUUGAUGCCCAAAGCGGCUCCGUUUGGAGGACAUGAUGGAGGUUACUGCGGAGGGAGAGGCGGAGGAGCGCAGGAGGGAGCAAUGGAAGCUGCUGUCCAGCCUGAAGACCACUGUGGAGGGCCUCCUGUCCACCAACAACCCUAAUGUCUGGUCGCGGUACGGGGGCUUGCAGAGGCUCCACAAGGACAUGAACAACAUCCUCGGUCACAGGCUGAAAAACGAGCAGGUGUACUACAAGCAGCGAGACUACUGGCCUUUUGUUUGGUGUGUUCGCUACAUUACCCCCCACCUCGCUGUGCAUGUUGAACAGUUCAGUCACCUGGAGCCGGUUUUGAGCACCGGGAUGCACGGCGCCGGGGAGAGCUACAAGGCCGAGCGUUGGUUGCUGCACAGCUUACAGGUUCAUAAGCUCUCAGCACAACUCAAACCUCUGCUCCGGCAUAUGGGAAACACCCGGAAAUACUACAACGAUGAUGCCUUCCUACUCAGUGAGCCUCAUGUGACCGCCAUGUUUCAGUGUCUGGAAGCCGUGGAGCAGAAUAACCCCAAACUGCUGGCUCAAGUAGACACGGUUGGGCUUUCCCCUCUGAGGGGCUCUCCAUGCUUCAGUCUGUUGAAGAGCCAGAGCCUGUGUGUGCUGCCAGGGGCCGGUGGGACCUGGAGGAAGGCGGACGCAUCACCAGGAGGAGACUCUUUGAACCGCAGGCUAACCACGUCUAACUGCUCUCUGCGAGAAGCCGUUACUGCCGACCUCAGCCCUGCAGACACUACCAAGUGCACUACCUCUCCAGCCAGCAGGGUGGAAACUCCUUGGGCGUUCGUGUCCAGCCUAGCGGAGGGUGAACGCGGUGUGACGCCUCCUCCUGGAUCCACUUCCACCCCUCACAUCGCUCUAACAGAGUCCCCAUCCUCCUCCGUUCAGCCCGAAUCCGGGGACUUCUGCGAUGGCGACUCCGAUGACGGUCCGGAGUAUCUGGCCAUCGGUAAUCUUGGGCAGCGCAGUCGUUGCAAUUCCAGAAGCUCCACCCACAGCAGCGAGCAGGACCAGAAAAAGGAACCGUGCACACAGCGGGGUUCUCUGGCCCCGAAUCCGCCAAGGCGCUCCUCUUUCUCAGAAGGCCAGAAGGGCCCCGGCAGGGGCGCUAAAGGACACACCCGCUCGUUUUCAGACACGGGGAUCAGUCAGAAACUCAGGAAUGGAGGGGGCCACAGAAAGAUCACCAUAAUAAUAGAGGAUCCAGUUGCAGAAUCGGCGAGCGAAGACUCCAGCAUGGCGGAGUACAGCCCCUUCUCACCUCAGCGCAGUGAUACCAGCACCCCCAGUUCUCUGUACAUGGACUCUUGUGGGCCACAGUACAGAGGCGUACCAGAUGGGAUGUUCAGGAAACCGUCGAAGGGCCAGAGCCUCAUCAGCUACCUGUCAGAGCAGGACUUUGGCAGUUGUGCCGACCUUGAAAAGGAGAACGCUCAUUUCAGCAUCUCGGAGUCCCUCAUCGCCGCCAUUGAGCUGAUGAAGUACAACAUGCUGCGGCGGGAAGAGGCGGGCGUGGAAGAGGAGGGAGACAGCGACUCAGAGAUUCAGCAGCUCAAGCAGAAGAUCCGUCUGAGGAGGCAGCAGAUCCGUCGCAGCCGCCUGCCUCCCUGCAUAACCUCCCAGCGCAAUUUCCACUCCAGUGACAGCGGCGGCUCCAGAAGGAGCUCUCACGACUCCUUCCAGGGCCUGUCCGACUCCGGCUCGGUCGAGGAGGUGGAGGAAUGUGAACUACAAGAUGGCUGUGAGGGCCAGUCCCUGCUGGCGGUGUCUCAGAACGGCCUCUCCUUGUCACUCGCCUCCCUCUUCUCAGAUGCUGAUAUAAAGCGCAGCGUGAGCUCCAGUGGCAGGUCCUUCCUGAGCUCAGAGUCCAUCUCUCCAUCCUUCCUCCAGUCUAACUCAGCCGAGUCGGUAGCUAUGGGUUUACUCAGGCAGUUUGAGGGCAUGCAGCUUCCUGCAGCUUCAGAGCUUGACUGGCUGGUCCCAGAACACGAUGCUCCACAGAAGCUGCUGCCUAUCCCCGACUCCUUGCCCAUCUCUCCUGAUGAUGGCGAGCACGCAGAUGUCUACAAGUUGAGGAUUCGAGUUCGAGGAAACCUCGAGUGGGCGCCGCCGAGACCACAGAUUAUCUUCAACAUCCAUCCUCCUCCAAAGAGGAAGGUUAUCGUCGCCAAGCAGAACUACCGCUGUGCUGGCUGUGGCACCAAAAUUGACCCAGACUACAUCAAGCGGCUACGUUAUUGCGAAUACCUCGGCCGUUACUUCUGCCAGUGCUGCCAUGAGAACGCCCAGGUCAUCGUUCCUGGCCGAGUGCUCAGGAAGUGGGACUUCAGCAAAUACUAUGUAAGCAACUUUGCCCGGGACCUGUUGAGCAAGAUUGCCGGGGAUCCUCUGUUUAACCCAAGUGACAUCAACAGCGGCUUGUAUAAGAAGAUCAAAUCUCUGGAGUCUGUCAGGGUUUUGAGGGUGCAGCUGUUUCACAUGAAGAACCUCCUGAGGACCUGUCGGUUUGCCAAAGAGGUACUGGACCUUUUCGACAGCCUGCCUGGCCACCUGACCGAAGACCUUCAUCUCUUCUCGCUCAACGAUCUCUCUGCUGUUCGCAACGGCGAACUGGCUCCUCGAAUGAAAGAGCUGCUGAAGCUUGGUACCGUGCAUGUGGCCGGAUGCGUGCUGUGUCAGGCAAAGGGUUUUGUGUGCGAGUUCUGCAACAACGACAAAGACAUCAUCUUCCCCUUCCAGCUGAGCAAGUGCCAGCGCUGCGAAGGGUGCCACGCCUGUUAUCACCAAAACUGUUUCCGGACGGGUAAAGACUGCCCUCGGUGUCGGCGGCUGGCGGAACGCAGAGAGAGGAUGGCGCGCAAAAACAUGGAGGAGCAGGAGGAUGAGGGAGGGGGGACCUAGCGCCGGCGGGGAGAGAACCUCAGGAAAGAAGAGGAGCACAAAUCGACGAUGAUUGUAGACACUGACCUCCUUCUCGUCUCUCAUUCCUCCCUGAUCACCACAGGAAGCUAUUUUUUUUGACCAGAUCGCAACAUGGAAGUUAAGUUUAGAGACGUAUAUUUUCAAAAUAAACCCUAAGAUGUGCACUUUAUUUGACUAAUGCUUGAAAAGUAUAGAAACCAAUAUGCAAAACUAAAGAAUAAAAUAAUAUUAAUAAUAAUAAAAAUAAAAUAAGACCUUUAAUACUAACACAUUAAGCCUGUAUUUGAACAUUUAGUUGCAGCUUUUACUGCUGCUCAAACAUCUAACUUGAGUUUAAUCAUUCUUGAUCUAAAGACAAAGUUUUAUGGUUAUUAUGUUUGUCUGUCUCCUCCUUUUUACCAGCUAUCCUCAGCAGUGCUGAAUCAUUCUUGCACAGAUAGACCAGCUCUGGAUGAGAUAUCAAACCUGCUGCCUUGCACACUUACAUGAUGCUAAUGAUUUUUGCAGUUUUCUGUGCAACAUGAGCCAAAGACCACCAUUAAAAUGUCAGCACUUGUAUGUUGUUAUACUUCUCCUUCUUUUAUACAAACUGGUAGGAUAAAUAUUUUAUUAGCUCAGAUUUUUUUUUUUUUUUUGACACCUGUAAUAUUAGAAUUAUUUUAUUUUUAAGAGUGACACUGGAAAAUGAAAAUUAUAGGAUUUAUUUUUAGGAUUUGACCAAUAAUUAUUUGAAUGAUCUUGUCAGGUGCAGUUUUUUAUUUUAUUUUGAUAUUUAAAAGAUUCACCCCUCUGCUUUUUUUUAUUUUUAUUUUUUUAUAUCCAUAUGUUUCAGAUUUUUUUUUGCCUUUUUUUGUUAGAAUGAAGAUUUAAUGGAAAAGAUGUUGGAGUCUAAGCAAAGCCGAGUUCAUUCUCAGUCAAACUGCUAAUGAUCAGUUGGUGUGUGCUGACUAACGUGGACUUUAUACGAGUGCUGCUGAGAUUAUCUACCUGCUGUCCUUGCUGGCUUCUUUUGUUGCAGCUUAAAGAUAACAGCGUCUUUGGUUUAUUGCACUGAUCCUGUGUUUUGGACAGUGGAGUUGAUUCUUCAAUGUUCUCCUUCUGUUUGUUUUAAAAGUAUGAACCUUUGACUUGAAAUGUUACUGCCCUUAAUGAUUUCAUCUGAGAUUUUCUGCCUGAAUUUCUAGUUUCAUUCACAGUAUUUCAUACUUUAGCGCUCAUUUAAAAGUCCCAGAGGAUAAAGGGAUGCUGACUGGAGAUUAAGCAACUCCAUUUGGUUAAAGAUAAUAGUUUAAGUAACUAAAUGCUUUUUGUUUAACAUCUGUUUUUGCUCUUCACAAUAGGCAUCUCAUAAAAGGUUUUCAGAUGCAUCUUUUGUGCACCAAUAUAAAUUACGUUUAUUUUUUUCAAUUUAAAAAUGCUAAUAUGUCCCGUUAUCCUAAAUUUUCGAAACAAACAUUUUGUUACCGGGUCAGUCUCCUUUUAACUCGGCUCUUUGAUAUGAACCCAGUCAAUAUUAAUGCACUUAAAUUUUCAGUUUUUUGCAAAAAAUCCCCUUGAAGUCUUCAGUUAAAAGUUUUAAAUAAGCCCCCCAGCUCCUCUGAUCAGCUUUGUCUUGGACCUGCCUUUUAUUAAAGGAGUGAAGAGGUUUAAAGUGCACUACAGAGUUAAAAUGUUUAUAUUAAAUGUAAGUUAUUGUUAUUCUUAACCCUGAUUGCUUUGCAUCUGUAAUUAUGUUCAAUAAAUGACUGGCAAGACUGUUAAACUGGUGAUACUGAGUGGUUUUUUGGGAAUUUUAU